GCGGAGACCAGCCCGGGGGCGGAGAGUGGCCCCGGGGUCCGGCGGUGCGGCUCGCGUGGACGGAAGGCAGCGCGCAGGCUCUACGGCAGGUGCACGGGGUGGCGGUCAAGUUCAAGCUGCCAGCCCCGGGCCCGCCGGUGCCAUGGAUGGCCUGCGCCAGCGCUUCGAGCGCUUUCUGGAACAGAGGAAUUUGGCCACCGAAGCGCUAGGGGCGCUCGAAGCCAAGACCGGUGUCGACAAGCGGUACUUGGCCGCGGGAGCCGCCGCUCUGCUAAGCCUGUAUCUUCUGUUCGGGUACGGGGCGUCUCUGCUGUGCAAUCUCAUCGGCUUUGCAUACCCCGCAUAUGCUUCGAUCAAAGCUAUCGAAAGCCCAAGCAAAGAAGACGACACUGUGUGGCUUACCUACUGGGUGGUGUACGGCCUGUUUGGGCUGGCCGAGUUCUUCAGCGAUCUACUUCUGUCCUGGUUCCCUUUCUACUACGCGGGCAAGUGCGCCUUCCUGUUGUUCUGCAUGGCUCCUGGCCCCUGGAACGGGGCUCUCGUGCUGUAUCAUCGCGUCAUACGCCCACUGUUUCUAAAGUAUCACGAGGCCGUGGACAGCAUCGCGAGCGACCUCAGCGGGCGGACCCUGGACGUGGCGGCCGGAAUAACGAGGGACAUCCUGCAGGCCCUGGCCCGCAGCCGGGCUCUCAUCACCCCAGCGGCUGCGGCAGUGGGCCCCUCACUGCCCUCGGAGCCGACUAGGCCGGAAGUUCAAGAUCAAGGUGUCACAGGGCUGUGCUCCCUCUGGAGGCUCCAGGAGAUGGUCCUUCCUGCCUCUUCCAGCUUCUGGGAGCCCCAGGCAUCCCUGGGCUUGUGGCUGCGUCCCUCGGAUCUCUGCCUCUUCCAGCUUCUGGGAGCCCCAGGCAUCCCUGGGCUUGUGGCUGCAUCCCUCCGAUCUCUGCCUCUGUCUUCACACGGGUGUCGUCUGUCUCUCCUCUGUGUGUCUCUUACAAGUCACUUGUCACUGGAUUUAGCGUCCAUCUGGAUACUCCAGAAUGAUCUUCUUGAGACUCUUAAUUACAUCCUCAGGGGCUUCCCUGGUGGCGCAGUGGUUGAGGGUCCACCUGCCGAUGCAGGGGACACGGGUUCGUGCCCCGGUCCGGGAAGAUCCCACAUGCCGCGGAGCGGCUGGGCCCGUGAGCCAUGGCCGCUGAGCCCGCGCGUCCGGAGCCUAUGCUCCGCAACGGGAGAGGCCACAGGAGUGAGAGGCCCGCGUACCACAAAAACAAAAAACAAACAAACAAACAAAAAUUACAUCCUCAAAAGUCCGUUUUCCAAAUAAAGUUCUGUUCACAGGUUCCAGGGGUUAGGGCGUGGACAUGAUUAUUCAAACUUGUACACGAGUGUGCGUUCAGCUGUAGCAGAAAUAGCCAAACUGUUUUCCCAGGUGGUCAAGCCAUUGUAACCCUCAACUAACCCUCAGGGUGUGAGACAGUCCAGGGGUUUUCAGCAGCCCUUCAACCGGACUCAUGUCCUCCUGUGGGUGAGCCAACUGGUACAGGGCCGGUGAGAGAGAAGCGCAGACAACAGAGGGGUGCUGUCUGCAGAGGAUUCAAAACAGUAAGAAAAGCAUCGCACCCCCCAGAGCUGGUACUCCACAAGUUUGUUGAAUACAAUAUUUUGUGGGGUUGAUGAAAGAACUGUCGUGAUUACUAUUGUUUUAUUAACAUAGACACAAGUUUCAAGCUUGCCUGUUUUCAUUCUUUAUCCUUUAAUAAACAUCGCUUCCUGCGGGAAGUCCAUUUGGAGAAUUCCCAGUUCUGGACCCUUGAGGACUCAGCUGUGAGCGCUUCCCCUGAGAAGCGGUUCCGUCUGUAACCACCUGCGGUGUCUUCGGGCAGCAAUCCAAUCUCUAAACCAAAUGGGCCCUGCGUGUUCCUACAGGGACACAGUAAUCCCAGAGCCAGGGAUUGUAAAGACA
This is a messenger RNA of Globicephala melas (long-finned pilot whale), 1963 nucleotides long. It is a transcript of the gene REEP6, whose product is annotated as receptor accessory protein 6. Lineage: Eukaryota; Metazoa; Chordata; Mammalia; Artiodactyla; Delphinidae. The record is from RefSeq and is a predicted model, not a curated record.